Messenger RNA from Symbiodinium natans, 1833 nucleotides. The record is from the annotation of a GenBank genome assembly. NCBI's taxonomy places the organism in Eukaryota, Dinophyceae, Suessiales, Symbiodiniaceae.
AUGUCGCAGUGCCUGGGGAGGGCUUUGACCCCGCUGCAGCUCUAUGCCAGCUCCCUUGCCUCCGAAGAUGAGGCUCCUGAGACACUCUUCCCCAUGUACACGGUUCCCGUGGAAGUGCUCCUGGAGAUGGUUGCCCUCGAAUCGCACGAGGAUCUGAAGGCUCGUGGCAAAGUCGUCGUCUUCAGCGGAAACAUGGGGAGCGCAUCUUUCAUUUCACACCAGUGGGUUGCCAAGCAACACCCUGAUCCUGAAUUCCGGCAGAUGCAGGUGCUGCAGCAGGCCUGCAGACAUUUGUUGAGCAGGAUUGGAUCAAUUCAUCCAGAUUUCACCACGCAAGCCUGUGUGUAUUCUGCCAAGGGCAUCUCUUUCCAGGAAUUCCAGUCGCGGCCUCUGUUCCUGUGGUACGACUACUUCUCCGUCCCACAGCUUAGUUACCCCACGGAAGGGAGUAGCAGCGAGCAGGCGAAGGCCAUCAACUGCAUCCCCGCCUACAUCGCGAAGUGCCGCUUCUUCUUUGCCUUGUGCCCCACGAUGGAGUGCUCCGGUCAUGACGGGCUGCAAAAUUCCUCGACGUGGGCAAGGCGAGGGUGGUGCCGCAUCGAGCGUGCAGCAAGGGAGCUUUCUGCUCACGACACCUGGGUCCUCAUGCAGAGUCCUAGUUCCUUUGAGGUGGUGGGCACGGCGGUGUCGUUUGUGUCGGGUUCCGUCGGUGAGGGGGACUUCACGAUGGAAGAGGACCGCACGAAGCUUGCCCCGGUCAUGAAGGACAUCGUCAGGCGCAAGCUGAUGCUGUCCCUGCAGGCUGGAGAUUUUCCCGCCUACCGCCGCCACCUGAACCUGCAAAGUGUUCACUUCCGUGGGCUCGUCGUAGAGCCGAUAGGUGACAUAGUUCCAGGCUACGAGAAAGACCCGUCUGACGAUACACCGGAGGCAGUGGUGGCGCACUUCCUCUACCAGAAUGGCCUCACCAGUAUCAGCGGCAGAGACAGUGCGGGCUGGUGCCCGUUGCACUACGCAGCAAUGUCCGGGAACAACCAGGUGGUUGAGGGCCUGCUCUUGCGGCGCGCCAACCCUAACCGGCGAACCUCCCGGGAUGUACCUAAGCUAGGCUUCCCGCCUUUGAUGUCUGCUUUGGACCUGGCGGUCUUCUACAAGCACAACGAUGUGGCAGCCGUGCUGAUCGCUGCGCGGGCCCAGCUGCAAGGAGGGCUCAUCCCAGCCAUGCACCAGGCAUGCUUUACGGACAACGCAGAGGGCAUCCGCCUCAUCUGUGCUGCAAGGGGCGACCCAACCGUAAGAAACAUCUUUGGUUCAAGGCCAUUGCAGGUAGCAGCCGGCUACGAGUCUAUGGCGGCACUGGAGCAGCUGUUGCAGACUCCAAGCACGCCAGGCACCCUGGAGCUCUCACGGGCGCUCCAUGGCGCCGCGGAAGUCCGGGGCCUCUCCGCUCAGAUGGUGGCGCGCCUGGUCGAGAUGAGGGCCGACGUCAACUUUCAGCACGAGCCAAGGCGGGACCUUUCCCGCUUUGGCCGGCUGCUGACUGCCUCGAACGCCCUGCAGUACAGGCUGGGGCGAGCCACGGCGCUGACAGCUACGGCCUAUCACCUGCGCGGCCGCACGGCGCUGAUGGCAGCUCUGCAGUCUGCGCAGUAUCAGGGUGCUGCUGCCCUGAUCGCAGCUGGCGCAAGGUUGGACAUCCAAAACUGCCAGGGUUGGACCGCGGCCGACUUUGCCAUCGGUCAAUCUGUCCCGGGCUUCUUGCAGCAAGGUUUGAAUGGAGACCCUUCCGAGUGUGACAGGGUGUCCUCACUUGAUCUUUACCUUGAGCUCUGA